Molecule: messenger RNA, 703 nt
Organism: Tripterygium wilfordii
Lineage: Eukaryota; Viridiplantae; Streptophyta; Magnoliopsida; Celastrales; Celastraceae
Product: auxin-responsive protein SAUR76
Exons: 1
Coding region: 87-446 (119 amino acids)
Biological process (GO): response to auxin
Source: RefSeq, a predicted model, not a curated record
UCGGCCCCCUCCAAAUUCACUCUCGAACUAAUCCCUCUCUCGCUCUCUCGAGAAAACCUUUUUAUUUUCCUUCCAAACAAACAGAGAUGGCCAAAGGAGGCAAACUCACAAAACUGAAGUCAGUCCUCAGGAAAUUGAACUCGUUCAACAACAACAACAAGCAAAGCAGCUCCAUUGCUUCUGCCACAGCAGACGAUUACUCCUCCUCGGUCACCGGAGAGCACCUCCACCCGGUCUACGUCGGAAAAUCAAGGCGGCGUUACCUCAUCAGCUCCGACGUUCUCGAUCAUCCGCUCUUCAAGGAGCUCGCAGAGUGGUCAAGUGAGUCGAACACUCUUACUGUUUCGUGCGAGGUGGUUUUGUUCGAGCAUUUGCUUUGGAUGCUGGAGAAUGCAGAUCCACAGCCGGAGUCGCUUGAGGAGCUCGUUGAGUUCUACGCUUGUUAACGAGGUUGUUUGGCAAAGAAUGGCCAUAAAUGACUCACUGAAUGGCAAAAUCAGUAUUAAUUACAGGUUGUAAAUUUGUAUUUAUUGAAUAAAGUUGAUUAUUAGAGGAAAAUCUGAGUUGUGAGAGUUCAAUUUGAACGGCGAGAGAAACUGACCCGUAAUUCACACAGGCUAAUCCACCCUGGCCUGGUUGGGACUGUAUUUAUCUCCUUGUAUUUCUUUUUACAAAUAUAUAAAUGUUCAUUUUAUUCCCUUAA